Molecule: messenger RNA, 7967 nt
Organism: Bufo gargarizans (Asiatic toad)
Lineage: Eukaryota; Metazoa; Chordata; Amphibia; Anura; Bufonidae
Gene: SSH2
Product: slingshot protein phosphatase 2
Exons: 16
Coding region: 335-4591 (1418 amino acids)
Biological process (GO): negative regulation of actin filament polymerization; protein dephosphorylation; actin cytoskeleton organization
Cellular component (GO): cytoplasm
Molecular function (GO): actin binding; protein tyrosine/serine/threonine phosphatase activity
Source: RefSeq, a predicted model, not a curated record
ACGGAGAGCGGCCCUAUGUGUGGCGUCUGGAGAUUAUACGAGAGGAAUGAGCCGGGCUCCGGCGCUGGAGGGGUUAAUCGGGUGUGGCCAAGUGACGGCUGACAGUCUGCGCACGCGCGGUCGGGACAUACACACAGCGCUGCUGCCUCUCCUCUCAGUGUGGGGAUAGGUGGCGGGCGUGAGGGGCUUUCAGGCAGUAGCCGCAGGAUAUUGGGCGUUGGAGUACUUCCCAGGAAUCCUUCUCCUGAGCGGGACAAGCGCUCUCCCUCCGCUAUUCCAUGGGAUAAUAAUGACAGCCCGGUCGCGACUACAGCGCUCCGUCUUCAGCUACUAGAUGGCUUUGGUUACGGUGCAGCGCUCCCCCACCCCCAGCACGACCUCCAGCCCCUGCGUGUCGAGUUCACAGUUGGAAGAAAGUGAGACUGAAGUGUUCUGCUGCCAGUGUGAAGAUACAGAGCUCUUAAAUGGUACCAAUGAAGCGGACAGUGGGGAAGAAGAGUGUCGGUCGCAGCCUAGAAGCAUCAGCGAAAGUUUCCUGACCGUGAAAGGUGCUGCCUUAUUCCUUCCACGUGGAAAUGGCUCCAGUACCCCAAGAAUCAGCCACAGGCGCAAUAAGCAUGCAGGGGACCUUCAGCAACACCUCCAGGCCAUGUUUACACUCCUCCGCCCCGAGGACAACAUCCGCUUGGCCGUAAAAUUAGAAAGCACCUAUCAGAACCGAACGCGCUACAUGGUCGUCGUAUCUACAAAUGGACGGCAAGACACCGAGGAGAGCAUUGUGCUGGGGAUCGAUUUUCCAUGUAACGACAGCGGUUCUUGUACCAUGGGCCUAGUUCUUCCUUUGUGGAGUGACACCCUUAUACACCUGGACGGAGAUGGGGGGUUCAGCGUAUCUACAGAUAACAGGGUUCACAUAUUUAAGCCAGUGUCCGUUCAAGCCAUGUGGUCUGCACUGCAAAGCUUGCACAAAGCAUGCGAGGUAGCUCGUGCCAACAAUUACUACCCAGGCAGCCUUUUCUUAACGUGGGUUAGUUACUAUGAGAGUCACAUCAACUCUGACCAGACAUCGGUCAACGAAUGGAACGCUAUGCAGGAUGUUCAGUCCCACCGCUCCGAUUCACCCGUCCUGUUCACCGAUGUCCCGACAGAGCGAGAACGCACAGAACGUUUGAUUAAAAUUAAAUUAAGAGAAAUCAUGAUGCAGAAGGACCUUGAGAACAUAACAUCCAAAGAGAUCCGGACAGAGCUGGAAAUGCAGAUGGUGUGUAACCUGAGAGAAUUCAAAGAGUUCAUCGACAAUGAAAUGAUUGUCAUCUUGGGACAGAUGGAUAGCCCCACCGAAAUCUUUGACCAUGUGUUUCUGGGCUCCGAAUGGAACGCCUCCAACCUGGAAGAUCUGCAGAACAGAGGGGUCAGAUACAUUUUGAACGUCACAAGGGAGAUUGAUAACUUUUUUCCUGGUGUCUUUGAGUAUCACAAUAUCAGAGUAUACGAUGAGGAGGACACGGACCUGCUGGCGUAUUGGAACGAUACGUACAAAUUCAUCUCGAAAGCAAAAAAACAUGGCGCUAAAUGUCUUGUGCACUGUAAAAUGGGCGUCAGCCGCUCCGCUUCCACUGUGAUUGCUUACGCUAUGAAGGAGUACGGCUGGAACCUGGAUCGAGCUUUCGACUACGUGAAGGAGAGGCGAACCGUUACCAAACCUAACCCUAGUUUUAUGAAGCAGCUUGAGGAAUAUCAGGGCAUUCUACUAGCCAGCAAGCAGAGGCACAACAAGCUGUGGCGUUCUCACUCGGAGAGCGACCUAUCCGAUCAUCAUGAACCUAUUGGGAAAACCGGAAUGGACAUGAGCAAAAAGGACAUUACAUCCUCGGCAGAGCAGCUCUCGGACAUGCAUCAUUCCUUUACACUGGGACCUCCAACAGAUAACUGUAACCUGACUUGCCCCAUCAGCAUCUCUCUGUGCAACACGACACAAGCGCACUAUGAGUUUACAUCUUGUGAUUAUCACACUGGACAAAUAGAGGAUAUUCUAAAUCUCAAUACCGUGAAUGGAUGCUCAACACGAUGCUGCUCUGAUGAGUCUUCUGUCUUCCUGGACAAUUGUAGAACUGACAGGCUCACAGAAGACAUGUCUCCAAUCUCUGAAAGCUUAACUGGUCAGUCUGAGCUUCCUGACCUGACGCUGGAAGCCAUGGUGAAGGAUGCACUGAAGAAUGAGGAUAACUGCCAUCUCCUGCCACUAAGGGAUCUGGAAUCUCACACAGGUGAUCUCCCAGAAUCUCCUGAUCAAUCCUCUUUUACCUCUCAAUCCGAGGACAUGAGUGGGGACAGAAUUGAUUUCCUAAGUGCACUGGAAAAGUUUGUAGAACUAUCUCAGGAGAAUCGGCCACGGACGUGCUCCGCCACCCGAGCAGAUGAGCAAAUCAGCAAUGUUAGGAAUGGUAUCCUGAAAGGUUCUUGGCAAGAGGCGUCCUUAUAUGAGAGCCUUGCAGAUAAGCAGAGAGCAAGUGCAGAUGUUAGCACCCCACAGGCCUCUGAAGACUCCUCUACAGAUGAGGAGCAGCCAAAGGAGGUCUCUGAACCAGUUGUUCAAGAUCAUCUCCCCAAAUCACACUCUGAAAAUGCAAUAUCUGUGAAGGAGAUAAUCACAGAAAUUGAAUCCUUCAACCAGGGAGUAGGCCAGUGCCAACAGAAACCAGACAAUCUGUCUAGCCAAGUGCAAGCACCAAAGAGAAAUACAAUCCAUGAUGUAUCACUUGAACCUGUUUGGGAGCCAGAAAGCAACUGCAAGGAGGAAAGUGAGGCUUGCACCGCACUGCCGCAUGACAAUUCUAAAGACCAGAAGUGCAAACAAACUUCUCAGGAGGAUUCUGAAAACUCAAGUGAAACAAAUGACCAUCAGGAAGUUGCAGGCCAGGCUCCCAAGUGGUCUGCUGGCUCCGUCAGAAGGGCUACAAUGGAGUUUGAGGAACGCUUAAGACAAGAGCAGGAGCAGCAGCAACACACAGCCGUUGUGCCAACAAGGAAGAAUUCGAAGAAUGACUCUGCCGUCUGUGAUUCUACUCCAAAAUUUAAACUUGAAGACUCUUUGCUUGAUGCUUCAGAUAAUGAAAAGGAUAAAAAGGUGAAAAUAAAAUUUACAGGGUUAGAACCUUUAGAACUUCUCAAAUCUGAGCCAUCCACAGAGUCACAGUCAUCUCUGUUGUCGGAGCAUCAUUAUGCGCAAGUGAAGCAAGAUGCAAAUCACUCAGAACUAGCGGCUAAUCCUAAAGGACAAGGAAAAGAGAAUCAGUUGCUUAUUACCGAACCUUUUGAGAUGAAGAAUUGUUCAGAGCAGUUUCCAAAGAAAGUAGAAGUGGUAGAUCAUAACCUUGGACUACCAUGUUAUGACAGCAAUGACAAUGACCUCUCAAAUCAUGAGUUCAGUGUUUAUAGUGGAGAGGUGGUUCUAGAGUCAAAGGCUUUACCUUCAGAAGCACCUUUAAAUAUGGUCUGUGCAAGUGCAUCGGGCAGGUCCUCUGUACAAUUAGAAAGCCUACCUUUGAAAUUGGGUCCAUUGGAUGCAACUUUUACAUCUGACAGUGCUCAGGAAAGACAUAGUCUUGUAACAGAUUUGAAGGAUACCAAUGUAGUCAGUCCUAGUACAACUCUAGAUUUCCCUAGUCCUAAUUACCAGUGUCACCCGUGCACCAUUGUUAUAGAAGGUGUCACAGAAGAUUGCACCAGUACUGAUGAGAGUCUAGGCAACAUGUCAAACUGUACAGACAGGUCCCAAGGUGACACUUGCAUGGGCCUUGGAGAGUCAAUUCAAAGGGAAGCAGACAGUGCCUUGUCCCAGCUGAGCCAUGAGGAUCUUAAUUUAAUCAACAAGCUAACUGAGAAUAUACGUGAACUGCGUGAAGUGUUGGACAUUUCGUCUUUGUCUUUUGGCUUUCCUCAUAGUUCCAGUACUGACAGCAUCAAAGAAUUUAGUAGCAACCCCGGUGUUGUCAAACAAAGAGCUAAGGAAAUAGAGGCACGGAUUCGGCAAGCUGGUCUCACCACUCCGUCCCAGAUGAAACGUUCUGCCUCUCUGGCCAAACUGGGCUGUCUAGAACUUUCUAAAGAUGACUUGUCAGAGAGGGACUCUGUCUCAUCGGAAAAUAAUCAGACUUACCAUGACAUGUUUAAGAAUUCACUCCGGAUCGUGCCAGGAAAUUAUGAAUCUGAUUUAGGUCUAAAAUCCGAAGAUCCGCCUGAAAAGCUUUGUAUCCUUUCUGUACAGGCCUCCUCGGGACUGGAACCCACAAAACAUUUUGUAGAACAGAUCAAAACUGCAGAAUGCGUUGUAAAGAGCAAGCCAGUGGAAAAGCCUCUUGUGCAGUAUGCCAAAGAGUUUGGUUCAACUCAACAGGGUAUAGCAAGUCCUGAGUCUGAAUUGACGGUUUCCCAGGGGCACCUUCACCCACCAGUGGUACUAGACCCCUCAGUCCCGGUAAUAAUAAAUGUUACCCCCAAGCACGAACAUGGUAGAAUGCAUCCUUUGAGAAGACUUAAAAAGACCAAUGAGAAGAAGAGAACAACCAAUCCGAUAUACAAUACCAUGUGACCCUGGAACUUUUUAGCGUUUUUUUUUUCAUUCUUAUAAAAGGGGCAGGUGUAAUAUGUGAGGAACGUGCACUUUAUUGGUUAAUUUUAUAUAUUUUGACAUAUUGUUUUAUUGUUCCUGAUGCAUGUAAGGUAUGGGCUUCCCUUACCCCUCCUUCCCUUUGUAAGUAGAUCCUGACUGCACACUCGUAAGUCAUUGUACAUAUAUAAAUAUGAUUUGUGUUUUAUUAUAGUUUUUUAUUUUAUUUUAUUUUAUUUUUUACUCUGAAACCUCAAAUGUUUCUUUUAAGAGAUCCUUAGUUAAAAAAAAAAAAAAAAAAAGCAAGUUACUGUUCCUGUAUGGUCAUCGGGCCCUGUUGUCCGACCGGCGUGUCGUCACUGUUGUAGGAAGCAGGCGCACUUUAAGUUGCUUUCUGAACACUUCAGAUGCUUGGUCUGAGGGUAGAGGACUUCUUUUUUUUUUUUUUAUCUUUUAAGAACUGUGAAAGUUUUAGGAUAGUCCGAAGUUUAUAACCAGAUUACUUGGGAUUUCUACAUCCUGAUGUUUCCACCUCCGCGGGCUGCAUGUAAAGCUUACAUAAAAUUGUAAUUUCUGUAUUUUUUUUUAAAGUAAAGAAAAAUCCCUAUCAAUCCCUUCAUUCUGUAUCUAAUGCCUUUUGAGGUCAACGAUGCUGCCCUGCAUUUAAAGAUGCUGUCGGCACGUAGGAAUCCAGAGUGCCAUGUGGCUGUUGACUUUGACAUAUCACGAUAAACCUUACUUUUGAAGCAAGACGAUGCCAGUUUUUGUGGCUUGCCGGGACAGUGACCUGUUAGGGGCUGACAUUUUGGGAAGAACUGUGGUGUUCCUGUGUCCUCCGUUCCUUGCAGUAUGGGGGUGCAGCCUCGUACUUGUGAGGCAGGGGACCGCCGCAGCCCUGUCUUGCCAAACGUAGCCACUUAUCCCAUUACAAGAAGGUCUUAAUGACGUUGGAACCGUUACAUCUUCAGCCCCAGUACCACCAAGGCUUUAUCUUGUGACCUGAGGAAUAUCAUGAUCUACGUUGGAAUGUGCUCUUAUUAGUUGGUCCACUCUACGGGGAUUGACCCUCCAUUACUUGAAUAUGCUGUGAACCGUCAGCGUUUUUGGCCAUGUUAUUCUUUUGCCUUUUACCUCUUUCUACUGAUCCACUUGUCCCUGCUGUACUUCACUCGUCAUCGUUCUAGUGACUCCCAGUGCUACCUACCUGUCUGUACGGAAACAACCUGUAUAUGUUACAUAGUGCGUGUGUGUGUUUGAUAGUGGAAGCUACACAGUGUUUGGCCUUCCUGGAAUCUGUGUUCAGUCUAUUAAAAAGUUUGCGUGUGAAGAAAAUAUAUUAUAUAGGUGUAUUUCUGGGGGUGCAUGUAUAGUGUAUGUGCACGCCCUCAACAUCCAUGCAAAUACAUACAUAUAAUAUAUGUGUUCCGUAUUACACUUUUACUGACGUUUGGGGUUUUUAAUAGCAAGAUUUGCUUGCAAACUGGAAUACUCCAAUGUAGUGACGUUUUACCGUUCAUCAUUUCCCGUUUUUUAGCAGUUGUUUUAAUUUGCUGCUAUGGUCAUAUUGCAGAGGCAGUUCAAUGAACCGCUACACUCGAAACGCUUCUAGAUGUCCCGAGUCAACUAUGGGUUCUUAUAUCUAUGGGGAAUAGUCUUUGACUCAUUGUAAAAACUGUUCUGUACAUACUUAAGGAUCUCUGACGCUGGAAUUUUGCUCUGUUAAAACCCCUUUUCAGUAUAGGAGGGGCAUUUAAAAGGAUUUUGACAAUUUUUUUAAGUUAUCCCAACUAACUGAUCGGUGGGGGUCCUACUGCUGGGAGCCCCACUGAUCCCGAGAACAGGGGUCCCCACUAAUCUCGAGAACAGGGGUCCCGUUCACCCAUCCUGAUGGAGCUGCAGCCCGCACAUGUUCCCUGCUACUCCGCUCAUUCUGUAUGGGACUUCCAGAGAUAGCAGAGUAGAACACUCGACUAUUUCCAAUGACCUGAUAGACAAUGAAUGGAGCGACAGGGCGCACAUGCAGGAUGGGUGAACGAGGACCCCAGUUCUCUGGAUCGGUCGGAGUCCCAUUGGUUUGGACCUCUGUCAAUCAGUUAGUUAAUUUAAAAACUUGCCACAAUCCCUUUUAAAGAGGACCCGUCACAUGCCAUGAGAUGCCUGCUUUAGUAAGUACUUGCAUUCCCCAUAAUAUAUUUUCUGGAGUGUCUUUUCUUAGAUCUGUGCAUUGCCUCUUUCCUCCAUUUAUUCCUCCUGGAACUGUUUGAAUGAAUUGACUACUUAGUGUUAACAUUUCCUUUGUUAGUGGAGUAUGUUCCUGCAUGGUCUGUCAAUGUUCAAUCAGUGCUGACAAGACAGUGUAUAUAUCAUAUAUAUUAUAUCAUGUAUAUAUCACAGCCUAUUGAUGGAAUGCUAUGUUAUCAAUGCAUUCAUACAUUUCCAGGAGGAAUAACCGAUGGAUGGCUCAACACAAUGUUGUAAGACUGCUCCCAAAUGGUUCUUUUUGGGGGAUAGACGAACACCGACAUGUCAGGAGAGGCGGAUUCUCUUUAAACUGCAGGGCUUAGACCCACCCAUGAGUAAAAGCUUAGAAGAAGACAAUUGCUUAAUAGAAGUCCCGGUUGUAAAACUUGGCUGAAUUGGCACUUUAGGUCUAGUUGCCCUUUUAAAUGCCUUCUGGAACCCGCCAACCAGUCUCUGAAAACAGAUGCCUGUUCCGUCCCGGCUCCUCAUGCCACACUGAGUUUUUGCCUGCUGAGACGAUGUUCCUCCCAAGUAGGAUCAACCAUGUAUGGGCUAAGAGAAGCUCCAGUUAUUCUCGAACUAUGGCUCCCAGUACCCGGCUUAGAGUUAGUUUUCCUAUAGGUGCGGAGUCCGUAUACCCUGCUGCAUACGUAAUGUGCCUGCCAAGUUGUUUGGAAAUGACCGAAUUCUACUAGGACUAUUACAGAUCCAUGUUUCUCCGUUGCUUCUAUUUUGACAAUGCGUUACCAUUUCCAAUUUGGUAGUGAGAGCGUCCGAUGCAGGAAAACUGGAAGGGAAAGGUGGCGUUGAGAGGAGGUUUGUGUUUGUAGGAUGAGUAAAGGGUUUGUGAUCUCGUUGGAUGUCUUGUCUGCGUCAGUGUAACCCAGUCUGGCCUCUGCUGAGAGAGGAUCGUCCGCACACCCAGACUCUCGAUAGCAGCUCACUCUUUGGGAAGUUUUUAUUUUGUAAGAUGUAAACACGAUAAUUUUUUUUUUUUUUUAAAGGGCAUUUUUGUACAAACGCUGUUAUUUUGUCUUUUACAGAAAAUACCGUGGUUGAGGAAAUUUAUUGUUUACAUUGUGAAUAUUAAACCUGAAAUAAACAUAAAAAUACCUAA